Messenger RNA from Laetiporus sulphureus 93-53, 498 nucleotides. RefSeq lists its product as uncharacterized. The transcript is spliced from 2 exons. NCBI's taxonomy places the organism in Eukaryota, Fungi, Basidiomycota, Agaricomycetes, Polyporales, Laetiporaceae. The coding region runs from base 1 to 498 and encodes 165 amino acids. The record is from RefSeq and is a predicted model, not a curated record.
AUGUCGCAGGCAUUCGGAGACAGCUCUCUGCCAUCACAAGCCAACGUCCUAGAUUCUGCUGCUGGAACACAGCCAGUUCCUAGUCUGUCCACGGUUUCGAGGGGCAUAGGUGCAUCGUCUUCCGCAGUGUUGCCUAGUGAACCGUGGAGUGACUCCCAGCCAUUCUCGCCAUCCGAACAAUGGGCGGUGCUGCCGAACAUCGUCGGGUCGGGGAGACAUACAUCAGGUAGUGAAGGAACGCCCAGCAGCACGUCCGCGAGAGCCUGCCUGCCUGAGACGACGCCUUCUGAUCUUGACUACCGGUAUCGACGGCGAGAGAUCGACGCAGGCGUCAGUAUCGCCGUCGCGAAUGCUAACAAUAUCGACCUGGAGACUCUCCCUCCUGCAUAUGAAGACCGAGACAGGACAGAAAACCAUCUCCAAGGACAGGGUGGUAGCCGUUCUAGGGUUGCUAAGGGUGAGGAUGGUGGCGGCCAAGAACAGGAACGAGUAUGCUGA